This is a messenger RNA of Plutella xylostella (diamondback moth), 657 nucleotides long. Lineage: Eukaryota; Metazoa; Arthropoda; Insecta; Lepidoptera; Plutellidae. The record is from RefSeq and is a predicted model, not a curated record.
AUGGUGGAGCUUUGCGAUAAGGUAAACGACAUAAAAGAAGCCAAUGAGAUGCUGAGGUCUUCUGUGAAAAAAUGUGAGACCGCAAUUACUAGCCUUCGUACAGAAAAUACAAAACUGACGAACCUGUGCAAGGAACUUGAGACCCGUGUCACUGCGCUCGAGCGCGACGGACAACAGCAGCAGCAAUGGGCGAGACUUCAAAACCUUGAAAUAGUCGGUGUCCCGGAGUCCGAAGGCGAGUCAACAGUGAAUAUUGUGCAAAAAAUUGCCAAAAAUGUUGGUGUUACUGUAAAGACUGAAGACAUUGACUUUGCCCAUCGUAUUCAACCAUUCCGAUCCUCCGGUGGCAAGCCGCGCUCUAUAGUGGUCCGAUUCAGGCAACGCCAUGUUAAGGAUGCGCUCUAUGCCUCAGCGCGCAAAUCACGGGAUCUUACCACUGUCAGUUUAGGCAUGGGUGGUGAUUCAAAACGAGUCUAUGUAAACGAGCAUCUUACACUUAAUAAUAAAAAACUAUUGCAAAUAUGUAAGGCCAAAGCUAAAGAGUGCAAUGUCCGUUUCGUAUGGACAAAAAACUGUCGUAUUUACACUCGCAAGAACGAAAAAUCACCGCCUGUGCUUGUUCUGUCGGAGUCCGAUUUAAGAAAGCUUAUAUCUUAG